Molecule: messenger RNA, 405 nt
Organism: Symbiodinium sp. CCMP2592
Lineage: Eukaryota; Dinophyceae; Suessiales; Symbiodiniaceae
Source: the annotation of a GenBank genome assembly
AUGCAGCUCCUCUUUAAGUAUGGAGCGAGCACGCAGGUGCUGCAGGACUGCGCAUGGAAGGUGGACAACACGCAGCACUCGAAUUGGCAGGUGUCGGAAGUGCUGCGCACGGCAGAUGGGGCCAAUGCUCGCCUCCUCCUCUCCGCCGCUCGCGCCGACUGGCACGGCGUGCGGCAAGCGUUGAAGCACUGCGCCUUUGUGAACGCACGAGACCCAGCCAGUCAUCGGACAGCCAUCUCGUGGGCCGCAAGCUACGGCCGGGUCGACGUUGUGCAGACCCUGGCACACCAGAAGGCUGAAGUUCUGAGCCUAGAUGAAGCAGGUUGGACAGCGCUCCACUUCGCGGUGAGUGGUGGCUUCGUAGAAGUGGUCUCGCUGUCACUCCUGCCAGGUCUUGAGUCUUGA